Colletotrichum destructivum is the source of this 636-nucleotide messenger RNA. RefSeq lists its product as uncharacterized. The record is from RefSeq and is a predicted model, not a curated record. The coding region runs from base 119 to 337 and encodes 72 amino acids. NCBI's taxonomy places the organism in Eukaryota, Fungi, Ascomycota, Sordariomycetes, Glomerellales, Glomerellaceae. The transcript is spliced from 2 exons.
CACUCUACAAGACUAAGCAUCUGCACGAAUAACAAGCUUUUACACGGAGAAGAGCUCCUCGAUCCAGAAGUGGUUCCCAGAGACUACUCGCCUUCGCAACUCAAAUCAGUCCACUACCAUGCCCACGUCAGACAUUGGUUCGACCAUAUCUGUCCAGGGAGGGUUCCAGGAACACAAAAUCCCGUCAAAAUAUGUAUCGAGCCCACAACGUCUCUCCAGCUUCCUGAAGGAAAACUAUGGAGACAUCAACUACAAAGUAGAGAUGCGGCAUAACUUCUAUUCCAUCAAGGCACCCUCAACAGAACGACAAAUCAACUGGGCUUUUUUGCGCGGGUGAUUGCCAAUCCUGAAGCCUGCACGUAAACUCAUCUGAAGAGUGAUGUGACUCUCACGGCGCCGGCACGCAGUAAUACGCACUCACUCAAAGUGGAACAUGUGAUAGAAUGCUGUACUCAAUUCUUACGACUUAUUAAUGAACGCAACAUCGAUCGGCAUCGAAGAUGAUGGAGCUGAGGGUCCUAGGCAAAGGCGUUAGCUAUUUAGCUUGGUGUUUUUCGAGCUUUAGGUCUCUGAGAUCUCAAGAGUUUAAAUUUUGGAAGGCUGGGGGUAGAAAGCCUUUAGACACAUUCGCAUGUG